AUGGGCCCUUCCCCUGGUCGUCCACAUCCUUCACCGUCAGUACACGCAGGAGGAGCAGCAGCAUCAGGAACAGGUGCCGGACGGAGACGAACAUUGACACUCGAAGUCCUGGACGAGAUGCGCCAGCGUGCCAAGGUCAGUAACGAUCCCGCUACACAGCUCGAAUACGCCAAAGCCCUGAUCGAGGCAGCUGUAACGUUCGGCAACGACGAUCCAGAUCCCAAACGCCAGAAAAAGAACAAGGAGGCUUUAUUUCUGGAGGGGCUCAAGAUCAUCAAGCGACUGGCGACGACGGGCAUGGGCAUCGGGAAACCAGCCUUCCCGGAUGCGCAGUUCUUUUUAGCGAAUUGCUAUGGCAACGGAGCACUCGGUCUGCAGAUCGAUCACGACAAGGCCUUUAAUUUAUAUAUGCAAGCCUCGAAACAGAAUCAUCCGGCGGCGACGUAUCGUACGGCAGUGUGUUAUGAACUUGGGGCGGGCACGAAGCGCGACUAUUCCAGAGCCGUGCAGUUCUAUCGGAAAGCGGCUUCAUUCGGAGACACGCCUGGAAUGUACAAGCUGGGCAUGAUUCAGCUCAAGGGACUCUUGGGCAUGAAUGCGAACCCACGCGAGGCGAUCACUUGGCUCAAACGCGCAGCUGCGAACGCGGACGAGGAUAAUCCGCACGCGCUCCACGAACUCGGCUUGUGCUUCGAAAAGGCUGGUAUUCCGACGGUGAUUCCGGACGAGGCCUAUGCGAGAGAGCUGUUCACGCAGGCGGCCGGGUAUGGGUAUGCGCCAAGUCAGUUCAAGCUGGGACAUUGUUAUGAGUACGGUACGUUGUCCUGCCCUGUCGACCCGAGGAGGAGUAUUGCAUGGUACACACGGGCGGCCGAACAGGGCGAUGCGGAGAGCGAGCUGGGUUUGUCAGGAUGGUACUUGACCGGCGCGGAGGGAGUGCUGAAGCAGAGUGAUACUGAGGCCUAUCUGUGGGCACGCAAGGCUGCAGAUAAAGGCCUUGCCCGCGCCGAAUAUGCCGUUGGAUAUUACUCUGAGGUCGGCGUUGGUGUGAAGCAGGAUCUGGAAGAGGCGAGACGAUGGUAUCUACGAUCGGCAGCUCAGGGCAAUAAUCGGGCCAAGAAGCGAUUGGUCGAUAUGAAGAAACUGGGCGCCAUACGGCGGGUCCGUCCUGAUCGUGGACGUCAAGGUGCGCAAGGGCCCGAGGACGAGAACUGUAAAGUCAUGUAG
Molecule: messenger RNA, 1227 nt
Organism: Gamsiella multidivaricata
Lineage: Eukaryota; Fungi; Mortierellomycota; Mortierellomycetes; Mortierellales; Mortierellaceae
Product: HCP-like protein
Exons: 2
Coding region: 1-1227 (408 amino acids)
Molecular function (GO): protein binding
Source: RefSeq, a predicted model, not a curated record